GCAGAGAAAAUUAUGAGGAAUUCCACUGCGAUAAAAGAUUUUAUUCUUCUUGGAUUGACAGAUGAUGCACAGUGGCAGGUUGUUCUUUUUAUAUUCCUUCUCGUCACCUACAUGCUAAGUGUGAGUGGAAACCUGAUCAUUAUCAUCCUCACCCUUUCAGAUCCCCAUCUGCAGACCCCCAUGUAUUUCUUCCUUCGGAACUUCUCAUUCCUAGAAAUAUCCUUCACAUCUGUCUGCAUCCCCAGAUUUCUUGUCACUAUUGUGACAGGAGACAGAACCAUCUCCUACGGUGGUUGCGUGGCUCAGCUCUUCUUUUUCAUCUUCUUGGGAGUGACAGAAUUUUACCUUCUGGCUGCCAUGUCCUAUGAUCGCUACGUGGCCAUCUGCAAACCCCUGCACUACACAACUAUCAUGAGCAGCAGAGUCUGCCUUCUUCUUGUCUUGAGCGCCUGGUUUGCAGGAUUUCUGAUCAUCUUUCCACCAAUCAUGCUUCUGCUACGGUUAGAUUUCUGUGCCUCCAAUAUCGUUGAUCAUUUCAUCUGUGACUCUUCUCCAAUUUUGCAACUUUCUUGCUCAGACACUCACUUCCUAGAGCUCAUGGCGUUCCUUUUAGCCGUGGUAACGCUCAUGGUCACCUUGACACUGGUUAUUCUCUCCUAUACAAACAUCAUCCGGACUAUUCUGAGAAUUCCUUCUACAAGUCAAAGAAAAAAAGCCUUUUCCACGUGUUCUUCCCAUAUGAUAGUUGUCUCUCUCUCUUACGGUAGCUGCAUCUUCAUGUACAUUAAGCCUUCUGCAAGGGAGAGGGUGACUUUAAGCAAAGGAGUAGCUGUACUCAACACUUCAGUGGCUCCUCUCCUGAACCCCUUCAUAUACACACUGAGGAAUCAGCAAGUGAAGCAAGCCUUCUGGACCAUGGCCCAGAGGGUGCUCUUUUCUGCAAAGAGAUGA
Molecule: messenger RNA, 951 nt
Organism: Jaculus jaculus (lesser Egyptian jerboa)
Lineage: Eukaryota; Metazoa; Chordata; Mammalia; Rodentia; Dipodidae
Product: olfactory receptor 6C75
Exons: 1
Coding region: 13-951 (312 amino acids)
Biological process (GO): G protein-coupled receptor signaling pathway
Cellular component (GO): membrane
Molecular function (GO): G protein-coupled receptor activity; olfactory receptor activity
Source: RefSeq, a predicted model, not a curated record